AUGUCCCCGCGAAGCGUACAAAAAGGGUUGCCACCCCGUCCCUCGUUUGACGGGAAAAAUCCAUCAAGCCUUGAGACGGGACCAGACAGGACCAGACAGGACCAGACACGACCAGACACGACCAGACACGACCAUCAGAAAAGCACCAGCGCCGACGAAAAAGUCGGCCCCCGCACCAUGGCCGCAUACUUGAACCAGCGCAUCGUUCACCCCCACCAUGGCAUCCCCGUGUCGAGAGCGGAAACGCCGGCGCUGGAAAAGGAUGCGAAAUGCGUCGAGCCGAUAUGGAACAAGGCAGCCGAAGGCGUCCCCUUCUUCACGCCCGAGCAGGACCCCGUCGCCGGCACGGCGGUGCUCCCCCAGCCGUCGGGAAAGCCGGUGCCGAAGCUCUUCACGCCGCUCAAGAUACGAGGCGUCGAGAUGCCCAACCGCAUCUGGGUCAGUCCCAUGUGCCAGUACAGCGCUCACGAGGGCUUCCAUACCCCGUGGCACAUUGCUCACUACGGCGGCAUGGCGCAACGAGGGCCUGGCCUGAUGAUGAUCGAGGCCACGGCCGUCCAAGCCAACGGUCGCAUCACUCCCGAGGACUCGGGCAUCUGGCUCGACGCCCAUGUCGACACGCUCAAGAAGCACGUCGACUUUGCCCACAGCCAGGGGGCCCUCAUCGGCAUCCAGCUCGCCCACGCCGGCCGCAAGGCCUCGACCGUCGCUCCCUGGCUCAGCGCCGGCGCCACGGCGACCGAGGAGGUGGGUGGCUGGCCUCAUGAUGUUGUCGGUCCCGCCGAGGAGCCCUUUGCCGACCACUACCCCACGCCCCGCGCCAUGACCCUCGCCGAGAUUGCGCGCUUCAAGGUCGACUUCCUCGCCGCCGUCUCCCGCGCCGUCCGCGCCGGCUUCGACGUCGUCGAGCUCCACUUCGCCCAUGGCUACCUCGUCUCGAGCUUCCUGUCGCCCGCCGUCAACAGGCGGACGGAUCAGUACGGCGGCAGCUUCGAGAAUCGUGUACGGUUGGCCCUCGAGCUCGUCGAGGCGACGCGCGCCGCCAUCCCCGACGACAUGCCCCUCUUCGUGCGCAUCAGCGCGACGGACUGGCUCGACACGAACCCGGCCUGGAACGGCGACAGCUGGACGGCCGAGGAGAGCAUCAAGCUCGCCCGCCUGCUGGCCGUCCGCGGCGUCGACGUCCUCGACGUCUCCUCGGGCGGGAACCACGCGCAGCAAAAGGUCGUCGGCGGUCCGGCCUACCAGGCGCCGUUUGCGAAGCAGAUCAAGGCUGCCGUUGGCGAGGCCAUGCUCGUCAGCACCGUCGGCAGCAUCAAGACGGGCGAGCUGGCCGAGAAGAUCAUCGCCGGUGGCGACGACGAGCACGACACGCCGUUGGACCUCGUCGCCGCCGGCCGCAUGUUUCAGAAGAACCCCGGACUCGUGUGGGCCUGGGCCGACGAGCUGCAUACCGACAUCCACGUCGCCCAUCAGAUAGGAUGGGGCUUUGGUGGCAGGGCGUUGAAGAAGCCCGGCAAAAGCAGCAUCCCGUAG
Molecule: messenger RNA, 1536 nt
Organism: Drechmeria coniospora
Lineage: Eukaryota; Fungi; Ascomycota; Sordariomycetes; Hypocreales; Ophiocordycipitaceae
Exons: 2
Coding region: 1-1536 (511 amino acids)
Cellular component (GO): intracellular anatomical structure
Molecular function (GO): NADPH dehydrogenase activity; NADP binding; FMN binding
Source: RefSeq, a predicted model, not a curated record